UUAAAAAAAUCACUGUCACCAACUCAUGGUAAAACAAUACUUUUUUGUGUAUAAAUAAUUUGUCUAAAAACGUUCAAAUAUUGCAACGGUUAACUUAGUAGAACUGAUUUUCUUCCAGUGGAUAGACCCGAGGAUUUAAGAUGAGGCUUCUAGUUCUUGCCUGUACCCUGUCGUCUGUUCUACUCCUGGCUCGUGCUGAGGUGGACGCCCCCAUCACCCAACACUGGAACGGCGGGUUCCUGGGGGAGGCCUGCAUUGACAUCACACAGGAGCUGCAUUCCUGGACCAUGACCUUGACCUUCGACCAGCCACUUAGCAGUUUAACCGCCUUCCAAGCGGACGUAGCAGAGAGCAAAGAUGGCGGUAAAGUUUACAUCCUGCACAACAAGGACUGGAAUAAAGAUGAGCAUGUUGGUGAUAGGCUGUGUGUGGGGUUUCAAGGCGCUAUAAACGGAGACGUCGUCCCCAAAGUUACAGCCAGUAUUCAAGGUAUGGACGGAGGGAGUACGGGUGUUGCCACACAACCCCCUAGCACAGGACAGACAUCAGGGCCCGUUGUGACCUCCACAUCAGGGGCGAGGCUACAAAUUGAAGGCAACCACUUCACCUUUGGCGGUCAGAAGGUUUUUCUGUCUGGGGGUAACCUCCCCUGGAUCAGCUACGCCUAUGAUUUUGGUGAUGGCCAGUGGGGGAGCAGAAAGUCUCAAAUGGAGGACCAGUUCAAGAAACUACACGAGGCAGGGGGGAACUCCAUGAGGUUAUGGAUACAUAUUCAGGGGGAGACGAGUCCUGCAUUUGACAGUAACGGCUAUGUUACGGCCCCUGAUCAUCAGGGGACGUUCAUCAAUGAUUUUAAGGACAUGCUCAACCUUGCACAGAGUUAUGACCUACUUGUGUUCCCCACCCUCUGGAAUGCCGCCGUCGACCAAGACACCAGUCACCAUUUGGACGGCCUCGUUGUGGACGGCCAGAAACUACAGAGCUACAUCGACAAGGUGUUAACUCCCCUGGCCACAGCGGUCAAAGGUCACCCCGCCCUGGGCGCCUGGGAUAUCAUGAACGAGCCAGAAGGGAUGAUUAACCCGGAUGUGGGUAACUCUGAGCGUUGUUUUGAUGCGACGGCCAUGAAGAACAGUGGCGCUGGGUGGGCGGGUCGCAAAUAUGGCUUUCAGGACAUCAUCAGGUUCAUCAACUGGCAGGCCGCGGCCAUCAAGAACGUGGACUCUGGUUUUCUGGUGACUGUCGGUUCCUGGAACCCCAAGUCUAACACGGACAGGAUGGGUUUUGUUGACCACUACAGUGAUGAUUGUCUGGUCAAGGGAGGCAAGAGCAACGGAAAGAUUGACUUUUACCAGUUUCACAGUUAUUCCUACAAUGGCCAGUUCGACAACGUAUCUCCAUUUUCGAAUUCAGCCGGUGACUACGGAACCGGAAAACCAAUCGUUGUCGGAGAAUUCUGGGAACAAGAUGGCGGCGGCAUGAAUAUCAAUCAGCUGUUUGAUUACGUGUACAACCACGGGUACGCCGGGGCCUGGAGCUGGGACCUGGUGGGUCACGGGGACAACCAGAGGGGCGGCAUUAGCCACAUCCGUGGCUACAACAACAACGGCGCCAUCUCCAUUAACGUCUAGCGCUGGCUCUAUGAUCAAUGUCGGUGGCUUUCAGUAAUUAAUAAAAGGAAUAUUUAUUUUUCAAAAAUAA
Molecule: messenger RNA, 1701 nt
Organism: Physella acuta
Lineage: Eukaryota; Metazoa; Mollusca; Gastropoda; Physidae
Product: mannan endo-1,4-beta-mannosidase-like
Biological process (GO): polysaccharide catabolic process
Molecular function (GO): hydrolase activity, hydrolyzing O-glycosyl compounds; polysaccharide binding
Source: RefSeq, a predicted model, not a curated record